AUGGUUGAGCUGCAAGCGGAGAUCGUGACCUUGGUCUCUGCCGGGCUGGCGGGCCUGAGCCGCCACGCCAAGGCGGCGGCGCUCGAUGCGCUCAGCCGCAUGCUCUACGAGCACCACAGCAAAAUGGCAGCCGAGUUGCAGAAGCGUCUCAUCGACGUGGUGCUUCUGCUCCUGGAAGACCGGGACCAGCAGGUGUGGCGCGCUGCCCUGAAGUUCACCAAGGUGGUGGUCUUUGUGGUACCCAAGGAAUCAUUGAUCGACCUCCUGCCGAAGAUCAUGAGGAUCUUCGAAAGUCGGCACUUGGCCACGGCCAAGAUGCUGAUCCGCAGCAUCGUGGAGCGCCUCGUCAAGGUGAUCCCCGAGGAUGUGCUCGAGGACGCCUUCCCCAAGGCUCAUCAGGCCCUGCUGCGACACGUGCAGAAGCAGGUGGCGAGGACCUGGCGCCCCAAGACCGUCCGGGAGAAGGCCACUCUAUGGGAGGAGCCGGAAGAGGCGCCCACGUCCGGAAAGAAGAAGGGGCAGGAGAAGGAGACUUGGGAGACCUUCAAGGCCGGCGAUGAAGAGGCCGAGUUGGAGCCGGAGGACGAUGACAUGGAAGGAACCCGCAAGGCCAAGAAGCGCACUCGGCCGGAAGGCCCGAAGCACGAGCCUCCCACGGAGGCUGUGAUGGCGCACAACGCGGUGCAGGCGCUUCUGGAUGCCUGGGAAGCGGAGUCGGACAGCGAGGACGGCCAGGGCCGGGCGAAAGGCAAGCGCAAGCGGGGAGACGUUGCGGCCUCCACUUGGAUCCAAGAAGACGGGGACGUGCCUCUGGAUUUCAUGUCGGCGGACGCAGCCCAUUCGGUGCUCACGGUUCGCGCACCUCCGUCAAAGAGGAUCCGAGGAUCAAAGGUUGGAGGUGCCGGUGCUGAGAACAAGGUGGACGCUCUGCGGCGCAGUGGUCUGCGCUUCGCCACAGACGGGCGCCUAGUGGUGGACGAGACCCAUGAGGAGAAGGAAGGCAAAGAAGGGUUUAAGGAGUUCACCCACGGCACAGAGAAGCCCAGAGCGUUGUCGCAGCUGGCGCAGCAACGAAAGGCGCGCGCAGAGGCCAAGGCCAAAGCGAAGGCUGCCAGGAAGGGCGUGCAUCUCAUCAAGGGCAUGGACAGCUUCAAGCCUGGCAAGAAGAAGGCUCAAGGUGACGCCAAGCGAAAGGGCUCGAAGCUGGAGCCCUACGCCUACGUGCGCCUGAACCCCAAGGUCACCAAGGAGAAGUUCAAGACCAAGGCCACAGAGACCUUUGCCAAGGUGGUGAAGGGCGCCAAGAAGGGCGUGGUGAAGGGCAUGAAGGCGCGGGCGCGCGAGCAGAAGCUGAAGCAAGCGCGAGAGAACAAGAAGAAGAAGCAAGCGCACUCGAAGGUUCGGCGAGUGGGCUCCCGGUGA
This is a messenger RNA of Effrenium voratum, 1422 nucleotides long. The record is from the annotation of a GenBank genome assembly. Lineage: Eukaryota; Dinophyceae; Suessiales; Symbiodiniaceae.